CGGGACGGGAUUAGGUGGUUCAGGGCAAGGGGAGGCGCACGAUCGGCGCACAGGACCGGAUAUGAAUGGGGAUAGCUCGGUACUUUUUGCCUGCACCAUCCAUCGGGGACGAAAUACGUGAUCCCGUAUCAUCAGACCAGCAUAAUGAGGUAUGGAAUUUCCAUACUCUUGCAAGUGAGAUUGGCUAUUCGCAGGAAAUAAGGGGAGGCUUAGAAAAUGCGGUAAUACGUAUAAUAAAUACGACAAAACGCUCGCAUUCGUCCCCUUCGGUUGUCUAUAUGCGUGCCUAGUAUUACCAAUUAACAAAUUCAAGAAGCUGCUCAGGAUCAUUGGCACCCAAGAUUGUCACCCUCCAAGUUCCAAAGAAAAAAAAAGGGAGGAUCAUACAACCGCAUAACUCUCUAUUAGUCUGUAUUAUUCGAUCUACCUACCAUCAGCUGCUAUUUACCAUGGCGCCUACGAAGAAAACCCAAUGGGAAACAAGUCCAACCCCUUCGGGCGACGACAUGAUCGACCCGGCGCUGUCAUUAGACAGUACAUCGACCAUUACAACAUCAACCAAGCGCAAGAGAGCAAGCAAGCCUAAGGUUCGAACAGGUUGUAUUACUUGGAUACGGCGUGUAAAAUGCGACGAGACCAAACCGGCGUGCACGCGGUGCACGAGUACAGGACGUAAAUGUGACGGGUACGAUGGUGCGCCGCCGCCACGGCCCAAGAAGCCAACAUCGUCCUCGCCAGACCAGCUAGCAACUCCUUUUUCUACCCCAACCACCACCUCGUCGGAUGGGUAUCCAGGAGCACGGCACGACCUGGCUCGAAAUAGCUUCGCCGCAGCGUGCCGGGGAACCUCGGCAUUGCAGAUCCUCCGCCCGCUGGCCGCUGACAUCCAAGGCACGGAAGAAGAGCGGCUGUACUUCCACCGGUUCCGACAAGCGGCGGAGGCCGGGCUGGCUCUCCACGCGUCUAGUCUCGGAGCGUCGUUCUGGCGCCGCUUGGUGCCGCAAGUAGGACAUUCGGAUCCGGCGGUGCGGCAUGCGUUGAUAGCGCUGGGAGCCGCGUACGAAAGUAUGCAGCUACAACAACAACAAGGACAGCACCGACAAGAGCAGAACUAUCAAACGACGAGGAUGAAACAACCAGCACCGAAAAUGUCCUCGCGAAGCGGCAGUCCGGCCGAACGAUCGUACGUUUUUUCAACACCACCGCCCGAAGACGCCUACCAGUGCGCGGAUCAGUUAGAAUUAUUCAUGAUCCAACAGUACAACCUCUCCAUCUACCACCUACAACGACACGUGCAGCCGGGGUCGCCUUCCGAAAGCGUCGAGAUUACGCUCAUAUGCUGUCUACUAUUCGUCUGCAUCGAGACGUCCCGCGGCAACGAGGCGGCGGCCUUAGCGCAUGUUGCCAACGGCCUACAGAUCAUCAAGGCUUUGCCACCAGAUUCGAAUUCCAGCGGACGGAACAACGAAAGCAGAAGCAGCAGCCACCAGGGGUAUAGUGGUAGUGGUAGUGGUAGUGGUAGUAUGGCUACCAGCCUCCCGCCGCGAAUAUCACGGUCCGACUGGCGACAGCUUCUCGAUUUCUUCCUUACACUUGAACCUAGCACUGUCACACAUGAUUUCAGCAACAGCCAGCCAGCAAGUCCGUCAUGUCCACCCGCUGCCACAUGGGAGAAUACGCCGGAGUGGUAUAGUGAGAUGAUAUCGCAGUGGGAAAUUGAGGCGGCCGAGGGAGAAAUAAGGUCUUAAGUCUUGAUACCAAUGAUAAUCUAGUAAAUGAAAAAGAAUCUAUUAAUAUGAAA
Molecule: messenger RNA, 1801 nt
Organism: Daldinia vernicosa
Lineage: Eukaryota; Fungi; Ascomycota; Sordariomycetes; Xylariales; Hypoxylaceae
Exons: 2
Coding region: 450-1748 (432 amino acids)
Biological process (GO): regulation of DNA-templated transcription
Molecular function (GO): zinc ion binding; DNA-binding transcription factor activity, RNA polymerase II-specific
Source: RefSeq, a predicted model, not a curated record